Messenger RNA from Ceratotherium simum simum (southern white rhinoceros), 1038 nucleotides. NCBI's taxonomy places the organism in Eukaryota, Metazoa, Chordata, Mammalia, Perissodactyla, Rhinocerotidae. The record is from RefSeq and is a predicted model, not a curated record.
AUGAUUACCGCUAAUGAGAUCCCUGAUUUCAUUAACGAUUUACAGCGCACGCCUCGGGGUCUGCGGGUGGCACAGCGGCUGGUCUCCCUUUGCCCCUGUGCCCUUGACCUUUGCCCCCAGACCUUCAGUCAGUACAUGCAGGACCCGGCGCCUAGUGGAGCUGUCGAGCGGCGUGCUGCACUUCCUGGCCCCCGCGGUGUCCUCCAACAGCUCUGCAGCCUCUCCUGGCCCCUCCCCAAGUUUGCCCAGGUGGGGACAGACGGCCGCUUCCUGCCCUUCCCUGGAACCCCGGAGCACCUGGCCUGGCCGAAGACAGCUGUGUUCAGCAUCCAGCUUCUGCAGAUGGGGCCUCUGCCCUCGGGACUCCGUGGUCGUUCAUCGUGCAUCCCAGAUUCCCAGCGCUCCCCAGAUGCAGCGUGCCCUCCAGUCCCGGGUGGAGAACGUGCUCCACAGAACACACCACAGGUGGAGAGCAAGAGGCCCUCCCCCGGCCGGGAGCAGGGCCCUUGGUUGCCCAGAUCCGGUGGGACGACGUCAUUGUCUGUGCAUCAACCACAGGCUGAGGCACUGGAUGCCCCCCGGGCUGCCCGUCAUGUCAGAGACACCAAUGUUCCCACUCUAUUUCAUCACGGGCACCGUAGGGAAGAGGAGUGUGGAGGGAGACAGAGCAGAGGAUUCCCUGCCCAGUGUCCGUCCAGCAGUCUGCUGCUGGAGAAAAAGGAGAGCCAGAGGUUUGAAGAUGAACUUCAGCAAUGGUUGUCUGAAGACUCAAGAGCAUUUACAGAUUCAACGUCCAUUCCCCUCUACCUUCCUGAGACUCGGGUGUCUGCCUCGACCAUAGAACCUGUGAUGAAGACAUCUGCAACCAACAGCCCUCAGAAUGAAAGGUCAGGGGAGCAGCCACAACUGUCAGAGGCAGCAGGCGCAUCUCUGACCAAACCCGAAGCACCUGGAAAGGCUGACCCCUUAAGUUCAAGGGAAGAAGAAGUUGCCUCUGAGCUCCAUCUCUCUAAUCUGCUGGAGGUGGUAGACAUUUGA